Molecule: messenger RNA, 3904 nt
Organism: Macadamia integrifolia
Lineage: Eukaryota; Viridiplantae; Streptophyta; Magnoliopsida; Proteales; Proteaceae
Product: LRR receptor-like serine/threonine-protein kinase ERL1
Exons: 27
Coding region: 640-3624 (994 amino acids)
Biological process (GO): protein phosphorylation
Molecular function (GO): ATP binding; protein kinase activity; receptor serine/threonine kinase binding
Source: RefSeq, a predicted model, not a curated record
CUCUCUCUACACUUCAUUUUUUCAUCUGCUGCUCCUGCUUAGGUGUGCUAAAUUGACCUCUCAAAAGAGAAUUUUGAUUAAUUAAUUAUUUUUUUUAUCACUAGAUCAUCAUCAUCCUCAUCAGGAAUAAAAUCAGGAGCAGAGGGCCAGAGGCCCUACAUAUCCAUAUAUAUAUUUUUUUCUUAUAAUUUUGUUUUAUUCUUUUCUAGAUCAAAGUAGUAAAAUAUAAUUUUCAAAUUCCAAUUCAAAGCCAUUACCCUUCUCAAUGUAUCCAGUCUGUUUUGAUGAUCUAUUCAGGUGAAAAGUGGAAGCAAGCAAAAUCCUCUCUCUCUCUCUCUCUCUCUGUCAAACCUUUGUUAGCUUCGUCACCCUCUAACGUCGCGUCACCGCCGUUGCUCUCUCUCUUCUGUCCUCAUCUCUGUUUUCCUCUGCUUCCUUGAUGAUCACGCCAAAACCCUGCUUCUAUUUCUCUCUCUACUCUCUAUACCCGCUACCAUUCAUUCUCACUCUCUCACUGCGCAAUGGGCACUGAGGUCGUUCUCUCACUCUGCAUAACUCCUCUCUGAACAGAUUCUAUAUCGUCUUUCACCUUGUUGGUUUCUCCCUCUUUCUACAUUGAGACGAGAACCAGAGCAGGAGAUGUUGUUGUUGUUACAGACGGAGAAGAUGAUGGUCCUCAUAUGUUUAGUGGUAGCUUUGUCCUUCCUGGCGCUGGCACAGGUCGCUUCACCACUGCCCGAUGAAGGAAAGGCGCUACUAUCGAUCAAGGCUUCUUUUAGCAAUGUAGCUGAUGUGCUCCACGACUGGACUGAUGUGAGCAAAGACGAUUACUGUUCUUGGCGUGGCGUCUCUUGCGACACCGUUAGUUCGUCCGUUGUUUCCCUGAAUCUAUCAACUUUGAAUAUAGGUGGGGAGAUUUCCCCUGCCAUUGGAGACCUCACCAACUUACAAGUCAUAGAUUUGAAGGGAAAUCGAUUGUCUGGGCAAAUCCCAGUUGAAAUUGGAGACUGUCUCUCCUUGACAUUUCUGGAUUUAUCAGAUAACAUGCUUUAUGGUGACAUACCAUUUUCUGUGUCCAAAUUAAAGCAACUCGAUGAUCUGAAUUUGAAGAACAAUAUGCUGACUGGUCCAAUUCCUUCAACCUUGUCACAACUGCCAAAUCUGAAAACUCUGAACCUUGCCCAGAACCGGCUUACUGGCGAAAUCCCACGGCUUAUCUACUGGAACGAAGUAUUGCAAUAUCUAGGCUUGCGUGGCAACUCACUUACUGGAAUUUUGUCCCCUGAUAUGUGCCAAUUAACGGGCCUCUGGUAUUUUGAUGUGAGAGGGAAUAAUCUAAGUGGAAGAAUACCAGAUAGAAUUGGAAAUUGUACAAGCUUUGAAGUAUUGGAUAUCUCAUACAACCAGAUUACUGGGGAAAUUCCCUACAAUAUUGGUUUCCUUCAAGUGGCUACCCUGUCGCUUCAAGGAAAUAGGCUCACAGGGAAGAUCCCCGAAGUCAUUGGUCUGAUGCAAGCCCUUGCUGUCUUGGAUCUAAGUGAGAAUGAAUUGGUUGGGCCAAUUCCUCCAAUUAUUGGCAACCUCACUUAUACUGGCAAACUGUACUUGCAUGGUAAUAAACUCACUGGACCAAUACCACCAGAGCUGGGGAACAUGACAAAACUGAGCUAUCUGCAGCUAAACAACAACCAGCUCGUGGGUGGGAUACCUGCAGAACUUGGAAACCUAGAAGGACUUUUUGAACUGAAUCUUGCCAAUAACAAUCUUGAAGGACCCAUUCCCCAGAACAUCAGUUCUUGCACAGCACUGAACCAAUUCAAUGUGCAUGGUAAUCAGUUGAAUGGUUCCAUACCGUCUGGUUUCCAGAAUUUAGUGAGCCUGACUUAUCUAAAUCUUUCUUCAAACAACUUCAAGGGCAGGAUCCCUAUUCAGUUGGGGCGAAUUGUCAAUCUUGAUACGCUGGAUCUGUCGAACAAUUAUUUCUCUGGGCCUCUUCCUGCUUCUGUCGGUGCCCUGGAACACCUUCUUACUCUGAACUUGAGUAAAAACCAUCUCAAUGGACCUCUUCCUGCAGAAUUAGGAAAUUUGAGAAGUAUCCAAAUUAUUGAUAUGUCAUUCAACAAGCUCUCAGGCAGGAUUCCAGAAGAGUUGGGUCAGUUGCAAAAUGUUGUUGCUCUUAUACUUAACAACAAUAAUAUAUCUGGCGGUAUCCCUGUUCAGUUAACUAAUUGUUUCAGCCUUGUGACCUUGAACCUUUCCUCCAACAACUUGUCAGGAGUCGUUCCUCCAAACAAAAAUUUCUCAAGGUUUCCACCAGAAAGCUUCUUGGGUAAUUCUUUAUUAUGUGGCAACUGGUCAGGAUCGUUGUGUAGGCCAUAUGAGCGGGUAUCCAAAGCUAUUAUCUCCAUCACUGCAGCUGUCUGUAUUGCCUUGGGCUCCAUUACACUGUUAUUUAUGAUCAUCGUUGUUAUCUAUAAAUCUAACCAGCAGAAGAAAUAUGAGAAGAGAUCAAACAAAAUGCUACAGGGCCCUCCAAAACUUGUAAUUCUUCAUAUGGAUAUGGCUAUCCACACCUAUGAAGACGUCAUGAGGAUUACUGAGAAUUUGAGUGAAAAGUACAUAAUCGGUUAUGGUGCCUCAAGCACAGUUUAUAAGUGCAUAUUGAAAAACUCCAAGCCCAUAGCUAUCAAGCGGCUGUACUCCCAGUAUUCACAUAACUUGCGAGAGUUUGGAACUGAACUUGAAACUAUUGGUAGCAUUAAACAUAGAAAUCUUGUCAGCUUGCAUGGUUACUCUCUUUCUCCACAUGGAAAUCUUCUAUUCUAUGAUUACAUGGAGAAUGGCUCUCUGUGGGAUCUUCUGCAUGGACCAGGGAAGAAGGUUAAACUGGACUGGGAAACACGGUUGAGAAUAGCUGUUGGAGCUGCCCAAGGGCUUUCAUACCUCCACCAUGAUUGCAAUCCGAGGAUCAUUCAUAGGGAUGUGAAGUCCUCAAAUAUCCUGCUGGAUUCGGACUUUGUAGCUCAUCUCUCGGACUUUGGGAUUGCCAAGUGCAUCCCAUCUGCGAAAUCCCAUGCCUCCACUUUUGUGAUGGGAACUAUUGGUUACAUUGACCCAGAGUAUGCACGAACAUCACGUCUAACCGAAAAGUCUGAUGUUUACAGUUUUGGAAUUGUCCUUCUGGAGCUACUCACCGGGAAGAAGGCUGUGGACAAUGAGUGGAACUUGCAUCAAUUGAUAUUGUCCAAGGCGGAUGAUAACACAGUGAUGGAGGCAGUUGACCCAGAGGUUUCUGUGACAUGCAUGGAUCUUGGACUGGUGAGGAAGACCUUCCAACUUGCUCUGCUCUGCGCUAAGCGACGCCCAUCAGAGAGACCAAGCAUGCAUGAGGUUGCAAGGGUCCUGGUUUCUUUGCUGCCACCACCACCACCACCCACCUCGAAGUUGUACGGUGAUCCAUCCAAGGCAAUCAACUAUGCUCAAUUCUUUGUGAAUUCAGAAGGAAAGCAGUGGAAGCCGCCACCGCCACAGCAGCAGCAAAACCCACAAUGGCAAGACAACAGUUCAUCUGAUGCCCAGUGGUUUGUUAAGUUUGGUGAAGUUAUAUCAAAGCAUACCCAUUGACAUGAAAGACUUGAUUUGUGCUAAGCUGAAAAUGGGACGAGGUCUCAUAGGUUUUGGUUCAGCUGGGUUUGGGUUUUGCCCAUCUGUUGGAAAAGGUCAAGGGGAGGGGGGGUUCUUUUGGGUGUUUUUCAAAACCAAUCUUGGAUUCUGGGAAAGCUAAGAUAGAUUGGGAAGUUGGUAUAGUAGUAAAUUAAAAAAAAAAAAAAAAAUACAAGAAAAGAAAAUUUUGUAUUAUGAACCAUGGGACAGCUGUGGAAAUAUAUUUUCCUGUGACAAUUAA